CGCUCGGAGCGCCCAGGUCUCGAGGUAGUAUAAGGUUUGCAAUCCUUCCACUGCUGGCAGUUGCAGAAGAAGAUCUGCUUUUAAGUGAAACCUACAUUCAACCCUUCGGAGGGCAGCGGCUUCCCCAGGCUGGCUUCCUUUUUUCUCCCUUCUCCAAGUCCUGGCGCUCGCUCUCUCAUUGGUCCGCGCCCCUAAGUUUGUGCAAAGCUCGCAGCCGGCUGGGAGCACUGUCCGGCUGGGCGCCUAGGGCGGGGGCGGGGAGCCCAGGCACCGCAAUCCAGAAGCGUCGUGGGCCAUGUAUAUUUCAUCAAAUGGACUUUGGGUGCGUCGCGUCUCGCAGCCAUCAACGCUAUGUGCAGUGACAUUUCUGACUUGAGUGGAGGAAUGCGCGAAGGAAGCCCGGGCGAAAUUGGUACUAGAGGAUCAUCUUGGCGCCAAUGCUAAUUGUCCUGAUUUAUGCCCCUUCUGACUAAGCUCAACGCCUUCAUCUAAAAUAAAAUGAAAGCUGUGCCAAUGGGGGUAGAACCGCCGGGCCACUGGUUUUGAUCCCUGGAAAUCGUUCUGCAGCUUAAGAAAAAAACAAAAAUUAAAACAAAAAAGAGAGAGAGAGAAAAAAAAAGAAAUAGAGAAAAAAAAUCCAUCAGUAAAAGUUUAAGGCAAGAAGUGUCAGAGGCAGUGGCGCAAAGAGGCGCGGCGGAGCGCCGGCGAGGGGGGACUGGGCUGCGAGACCUCCGGAAGGCUGGGAUUUCAUUAUUAAUAUCACCGUAAUUUUGGAGGGAGAGGCACCUUUCUCAUCCUCUCUUCCUCUCCGCCCACCCUUACUCCCUCCCCCUCAUCUACCUGUCAAAGUCACUGAUCUUUUUUGCAUUUCGGAAGAGCACGUCAACGGGAAGGAAUUCCCCCUCUGGGCGAGGGCUCCGAGAAGGGGCGAAGCUCUGGAGACUCCCCACCCCCCACGCCGGGGGCCGGCGGCGCAGGAUGUUGGCGCCAGAAGAAAAGAAUGAUUGAUGUGAAACAGAUACCAGGCUACAAAUACUCCUCCUUUCGCUUCAGAUUCUGAUAUCUCACUGCUUCUGGGCAUCCCUCGUGAGUGAGCUGUGAACAUCAAGGAUUGCCCAGGGUUAUCUAUCGGAUGUACAACGAGACAGUUUUCACUUUGCUAAAUCAUUAUCUGCUUCUGGACACUUUCUACAAAAGCAGACUAGACUCUAGUCUGAUAGAUAUGUACUAGGACAACAAAAAAGCUUCAAAUUGUCCUUAAUGCCUAACACACAAGUAUGUUAGGCCUCCACCAAAAUCUUCAAUAUACCUGAACACCAAAAUAUACAAUAAAUAUCCUCACCCUUCUCUUUUAGUGCUAGAAUCUGCUUAGAGGUCACAUCCUCGUUUUCUUUUUUUUUAAAUACAAACAUACCUAUGUAUGGACAUAUAUAUCGAUAUAUAAAAUAGACAUAGAUCGCAGAUAAGCAAAUCCUGCGUUCAUUACCACGAAGAUUGCAAGAAUUUAGAGAUGUAUUUGUCAAGAUUCCUGUCAAUCCAUGCCCUCUGGGUUACAGUGUCCUCAGUGAUGCAGCCCUACCCUCUGGUAUGGGGACAUUAUGACGUGUGUAAGACUCAGAUUUACACAGAAGAAGGGAAAGUUUGGGAUUACAUGGCCUGUCAGCCGGAAUCCACAGACAUGACAAAAUACCUGAAAGUGAAACUGGAUCCUCCAGACAUCACCUGUGGAGACCCUCCUGAGACGUUCUGUGCAAUGGGCAACCCCUACAUGUGCAAUAAUGAGUGUGAUGCAAGCACCCCUGAGUUGGCACAUCCCCCAGAGCUGAUGUUCGAUUUUGAAGGAAGACAUCCCUCAACAUUUUGGCAGUCUGCUACUUGGAAAGAAUAUCCCAAGCCUCUUCAAGUUAACAUAACUCUGUCUUGGAGUAAGACCAUUGAGCUCACAGACAACAUAGUUAUUACCUUUGAAUCCGGGCGUCCAGACCAAAUGAUCCUGGAGAAAUCUCUUGAUUAUGGACGAACAUGGCAACCCUAUCAGUAUUAUGCCACAGAUUGCUUAGAUGCUUUUCACAUGGACCCUAAAUCUGUGAAGGAUUUAUCACAGCAUACAGUCUUAGAAAUCAUUUGCACUGAAGAGUACUCCACAGGGUACAUGACUAAUAGCAAAAUAAUCCACUUUGAAAUCAAAGAUAGGUUUGCUUUUUUUGCUGGGCCUUGGCUACGCAAUAUGGCUUCCCUCUAUGGACAGCUGGAUACAACCAAGAAACUCAGAGAUUUCUUUACAGUCACAGACCUGAGGAUAAGGCUUUUGAGACCAGCCGUUGGGGAAAUCUUUGUAGAUGAACUACACUUGGCACGCUACUUUUACGCAAUCUCAGACAUAAAAGUGCAUGGAAGGUGCAAGUGUAAUCUUCAUGCCACUGUAUGUGUGUAUGACAACAGCAAAUUGACCUGUGAAUGUGAGCACAACACUACAGGUCCAGACUGUGGGAAAUGCAAGAAGAAUUAUCAGGGCCGACCAUGGAGCCCAGGCUCGUAUCUCCCCAUCCCUAAAGGCACUGCAAAUACCUGUAUCCCCAGUAUUUCCAGUAUUGGUAAUCCUCCAAAGUCUAAUAGGAUAUGGCCGAAUAUUUCUUCCCUUGAGGUUUCUAACCCAAAACAAGUUGCUCCCAAAUUAGCUUUGUCAACAGUUUCUUCUGUUCAAGUUGCAAACCACAAGAGAGAUUGUGAAUGCUUCGGCCACUCCAAUCGAUGCAGUUAUAUCGAUCUGCUAAACACAGUCAUUUGCGUGAGCUGUAAACACAACACUAGAGGGCAGCACUGUGAGUUAUGCAGGCUGGGCUACUUCAGAAAUGCUUCUGCACAGCUGGACGAUGAGAAUGUGUGCAUAGAGUGUUUUUGUAACCCUUUGGGCUCAGUCCAUGAUCGUUGUAAUGGCUCAGGAUUUUGUGAGUGUAAGACUGGAACAACAGGGCCUAAGUGUAAUGAGUGUCUGCCGGGAAAUUUCUGGCACGAUGGCUGUCACCCGAAUGUCUGUGACAAUGAGCUCCUGCACUGCCAGAAUGGAGGAACAUGCCACAACAACGUGCGCUGCCUGUGCCCGGCUGCAUACACGGGCAUCCUGUGCGAGAAGCUGCGGUGCGAAGAGUCAGGCAGCUGCGGCUCCGACUCUGACUCUGACCAGGGUGCACUCCAGAGAGGCUGCCCUCAGCUGCUGCUGCUGGCCGCUCUGCUGGGGACAGCCAGCUCCCUGGUGUUUUAGGCAUCUAGCCACCUGACAAGCCUGUGCCCUGGUGGGGAAGCAAGCACCACCCAAGCAUUUGCUACUAAGUAGGAAAACACACACCCAGACACCGUCCCUCCUCCCCCCACCACUCAAACACGGUGUACAAACUACGAAGGCCUAACUGAACUAAGCCAUAUCUAUCAGCCGUGGACAGCACAUUCGAGUCAAGACUUAAAAUUUCUGACUCCAGAGGAGUUGGCAGUUGUUGAUAUCAUUACUGCAAAUCAUAUUGCCAGCUGCAGAGCAUACUGCCUAUUGGAAAGGCUGUGACAGCCACUGCUCAAAGCAGGAGAGACAAAAGGCUAACCAACUAACCAACCAACUAACCCUACAGACAUUUGCUACUCACGUGGUGCAACCCCUGCACCGGGCCUAGUGUGUGGACCAACCAAAUAGAAGCAUUCUUUGCUGGCAGUGCACUGUGGGUAUAAGGAAAUCUGUUACAAGCUGCCAUAUUGGCCUGCUUCAGUCCCUGAAUCCCUUCCAACCUGUGCUUUAGUGAACAUUGCUCUGUAACCCUUGUUGGUUGAAAGGUUUCUUUGUCUGAUGUUAGUAAUGCACAUGUGUAACAGCCCCCUCCAAAAGCUCAAGCCAGUCAUAGCCCUCACCCCAGUAUCUUAGCAGCACUGAGUAAGCCCAGUGCAAGCACACAUCCACUAAGAGUGGCUAUAGGAAAAAAAAGUGUAUCUAUCCUUUUGUAUUAAAAUGAAGUUAUUUUUCUUGAAAUACUGUAAUAUGUAGAUUUUUUGUAUUCUUGCCGAUUUGUGUUACCAGACAAUCUGUUGAUGUAUCAAUUCAAAUCAGCAAAGACUGACAUUUUAUUUUGUCCUCUUUCGUUCUGUUUCGUUUUCAUUGUGCAGAGAAUUCUCUGUAAGGGCAACGAACGUGCUGGCAUCAAAGAAUUAUCAGUUUACAUAUUUAAUAAGUGUAAUAAGAUUCCACCAAAGGACAUUCUAAGUGUUUUCUUGUUGCUUUAACACUGGAAGAUUUAAAGAAUAAAAAUUCCUGCAUAAAUGA
This is a messenger RNA of Erinaceus europaeus (western European hedgehog), 4303 nucleotides long. It is a transcript of the gene NTNG1, whose product is annotated as netrin G1. The transcript has 10 exons. Gene Ontology annotation, molecular function: cell-cell adhesion mediator activity. Lineage: Eukaryota; Metazoa; Chordata; Mammalia; Eulipotyphla; Erinaceidae. Bases 1511 to 3262 code for a protein of 583 amino acids. The record is from RefSeq and is a predicted model, not a curated record.